AUGGCCAAGGUUGCUCCUCAGGUCCGGUGCUGCUGGGGAGAGUUCAUGGAUGAGAUGCACAGAUUGCACACUUCCCCAGUCAAGCAACUGAUACCAGCCGUUCCAGCAUGUGUCACAAAGAUGCGGCGCUUCUGGGACAAACCCUUCUCACAGAGGGUACCUGUUAAUAAAGGUUUCUCUAGGCUGGAUGUUCACAAUAUGGAAGAGUUGGGGAUGUCCAACCCCCCCAGUCCCAUCUCACUGCUCACAGCGUACCAAGAUGAGCUCAUGGAGGAGAUGAGGAGGCAGAUUGAUGCCCGACCCAGCAUUGUGGCAAGAGAUCUACUGUGGAGCAUGACAAGCAUCCAGCAGGUGUUUAUGACUGAUGUGUUGAGUGUGUGUGAAGCUGAACGGUUGCGUCUCCUCUCAUCAGCUCCUCCUCUCAGCUGUCUUUCUCUUGCUCCUCCCUGCGUUAACAUUCACUCUCUCCCUCUCUGUGGUUCUCUGCUCUCUCUGCGUCUCUCUGCUGGUCUCAGCCGCUCUGUCCCUCCCUUCCUUCUCAUGGUGGUCAGUCGGCUCGGGCCUCGAGGCCUGGACGCUGCCGUGUGGGCUGCUUACACCACCGUCUUCAUCCCUCUGAGUAGCAGCCUGUUCUCCAGCAGAGCCCUGCACUUCUACCUUUGGCUUAAGCAGAUGAAGGAGCUGGAGCAGGAGAAAGACUCUCUACUAGCUGGGCUGGAUGUGUUGGAGCGAGCCAGAGAAUGGUACCAGACCCAGAUCCAUAACAUCACUGAAACGCAGAGACACAUCGGCCAGAGCCACCACUCCACCGAGUUUUUGGCUGAAUCUUGUCAGAGUCAGUUGGACGUUGUUCUUCCUAAACUGCAGGACGUCACACGCUGCCUCUGCGAUUUACUUUCAUUCUCCGGGAAGACGUUCCCGUCCACAGGCUCCUCCAGCGCUCCUCCUGCUCCAGCACCUCCUCGGGCCAUCCACAUACUGAAGGAGCAGAACCGGCUCCUCACACAGGAGGUGACAGAGAAAAGUGAACGCAUCACUCAGCUGGAGCAGGAGAAAACAGCUCUGAUAAAGCAGCUGUUUGAAGCUCGAGCUAGCAGUGCUCACAACAGCAGUGCUCUCGAUUCUACCUUCAUCUGAUCACCAUCACUCCAGAGAUCUGCUAAAAUCACAAUCAUGAUAUCCUCAGCACCACACUGAACCAUGCCUUCAUAUGAUUACUGUCACUCCAGAGAUCAACACAACACCACACUACACGCAGAACCAUCUGAGACAAAGAUUACAGGAUUUUCAGAGGAAUUUGAACAAACAACAGUCCAAUCUACGAUAUCAACACGAUUCACGGAGGAGCUGCAGCUUCACUUCUUAUUUCACCCUGAUUUGACCUGAAGAGGCCUGAUCUCGGUCAGCUGAGACAAAAUACAUGAGAUGAGCUGAAGAAUAAACUGGAUUCCAGUGUAUGAAGGUCAGAUGGAAUGGAUAAACAUAUUUGAAUAGAGACUGUGUUUAAAGUUCCUACACAAUUCUCCUGUAUAGUCGGUAUGAAUGGAACUUUUAUCUGAACAGUCAAUUAUUGAGUUCAGUUAAGUAGCCUUUUCCUUUUGGUUUGGUUUGGUUUGAUUUGGUUUAUUUUUGCUGUGUUGCUUUAAUUAGCUUGCUGUUUUCUCUGAAAAAGUAGUAUUUUUAAAUUCUUCUCAGUAAAAGCACCAGAUCACAGCUGUUAAAGGUGAAAAGUUGAAAAGACUUCUUAAAGACUUGAUGUAAAAUUAGUGACAUAUCUUUUCUUCUGUAUUGAUGUAGAUCUGAGUUAAAUGGAUUAUUGAAAAAGAAAAAUAUGUAGG
Molecule: messenger RNA, 1838 nt
Organism: Sinocyclocheilus anshuiensis
Lineage: Eukaryota; Metazoa; Chordata; Actinopteri; Cypriniformes; Cyprinidae
Exons: 6
Coding region: 1-1137 (378 amino acids)
Source: RefSeq, a predicted model, not a curated record